This is a messenger RNA of Leishmania major strain Friedlin, 4398 nucleotides long. RefSeq lists its product as hypothetical. The record is from RefSeq and is a predicted model, not a curated record. Bases 1 to 4398 code for a protein of 1465 amino acids. The transcript has a single exon. Lineage: Eukaryota; Euglenozoa; Kinetoplastea; Trypanosomatida; Trypanosomatidae.
AUGAUGGAAGCGGCGCCGGCGGAGCAGCGGACACGCUUUGCCCGCGGGGACGCCAGCGCCUUCGACAGCGUUGUCGGUGAGGCUGUGUCGCACGUGCCGUGUUCGUGGGAUUCAUGCGCGGGGGUGGCACGCUGCUCUUCUCUCUCAACGCUGGCCACUGGUGCUCCAACUUCUGGCACGCCGGCCGGCGUGAAGGACAGGGAGCUGGAUCUGCGCAUGGAGGUCGUGCCGAGCGGAGGCUCGACGGAUGAUGCCCAAGCAUGGCGCAUGCUUUCCGUGCCGACUGAACUCGCUUGGUGUGCCCUUGGCAGCCAUAGCGAGGGCGAAGCGUCUUCCUCGUUUUCGGCAGCAGACCCCAGCGCCGUGGAUGCGAGCCCUUUCACAGCUGAGGAACGUGGGUACUGGAGCAGCUACUUUACCAUCACGGCGUCAUCGCACGGAGCUGCGAAGUGUCACGCAACGGCUGGCGUCUGCCGUGACGACCACGAAGCUCCACACGGCGGUGUGCCGGACCUGCCGCGCUUGCGACUGACCCCGUGUGUAACGGCUUGGAUUCUCGAGGCGGCAGCGACGCUAAUGCGUGCGAAGAGCAACCACGAGGCUGUGAACGAUGGACUGGUAGAUGGAACCGCAUUCUCGGCGGUCCCUGCGACGACGGCGAGCGCGUGCUUCGAGCAAGCUACACUGUACUUGCUCAGGUGGCGAAGGGCGCAGCUGCAGCGGUGCCUCAUCGGGGAAGUCCAUGAAGCUGCGCUCCAUGCAGGGGCGGAGAUGCUUGCCGUUGGUGAAGCCUCGACCACGGUGCGUAGGGCUUCAGCGGGGCGGUACCACGAGCCGCAGCGCACAGCUGAAUCGCCGCUACGCUGGUCGCCUGUUUCGUUCUUGAGGGAUGCACUGCUGUGCACCUACCUGUACGCGGCACAGCCAGCUACAGCUGCACUCGAGCAGGAGACGGUGAUCAACGAAGACGUAGCCGGUGCCAAUGCGACGACGACUCGAGGGAUCAACCCCGACCGCCGCACGACACUGUUGGAUGUCUUUCUGGAUUGUGUGUGCACCAGCGAUGCGACGGCGUCAUCAAAGGGAGUAGCGUCAGCGGCGUCGGUGCGCGACGGAGGUCUCUUCAGCGCUGGCUGCCGGCGCGCCCCCGCUCUCCUCUCGUCUUCCGCACUUACGCAGCCGACCUUGAUGACAGCAAGGAGCUCCGCUUCGGCUUCGAUGCGGCACUUCCACAUGGCCUGGGACGAGGCCCACGCCGUGGUGGUGCAGCUGCACAAGGGGCUAAUUCAGUGCUUUGGUGAGCGGGCCACCAUGGCACCGGCGGUGGCGGCGCCUCUCUGUCUAUACACCCAGCCCGCCAUGCUGCAUGUCGUCUCGUCGCUCUCCGUCGGGUUCGCGCGGUGCCACGAGACUGACUUGCGAAGGGCUGCCGGGUGGAAACCGUGGACGGCGGUGCAGAUGUUCCUUAAGGAGCACGCCGCCGUGUACAACGCCGACACGUACGCACGGCACCACAUGCCAGCUGUACGACUCGGACUGCACAACUCUCUCCUUAACGCCUUGCUGCUCCUCACCACCUACCAUGCCGACACAGCCUUCCAGCUGCGGGAGCCCAGUGACGUGCCGCGCGUGCUGCUCUCGUCGCCCGCGGUGGACUUCGCCGCGUCAAAGGGCAGGACCGCAGCACCAUACAAGGCUGCGGAGCGACAAGCCAUCUCGUGGUGGUGCAUGAUGCAGCAGGAAGCGCCAGCGUACCGACACCAGAACCUGCAGUCCAGCAUCGCCAUCUCGAUGGGCUUCUUGACGGCACUUCAAGAGCACAGUCGCGAGCAGCUUGAGGUGCGCGAAGCUCUCAUGCGCGAGUACGAGCAGCGCCGCGCUGCCUACGAGCGCAACCACAAGGAGGAGCAAGGCGGCCUUUCCCACUCUUUCAGCGGCGGUGGCCCGUCGCGAGUGCGCAAGUACUACGCCUCUUCAUCUCAGUCUCCUGAGGAAAGACUAGCAGAGCAGCGACAGCGCCUGGAGGAGCUGCGCGGGGUUGCGCUGAUUGAUCGACUCUUGCCGUUCGGGUCAGCCACUGUCUCCCCGGAUGCCACCGCAUCCUUGCUGCGUCAGCUGCUUGAAGGCGGACAUCCAUACAAGGCGCUGAAGCUGGCCGCCUCGAUCGUGCACGCCAGCCGGAUGCUACGCCACGCCGACAAGCAGCCGCGGCCCUCGCUUCAGCAAGGCGUUCGAACCGUGCACACUCGAGUGUGGAGUCGCCGAUCGCAGCGACAUGUGCUUGUGAAAAAGCAUGUGCCAGUUCUACGUUUGGUGGGCGACCCCAACGCCGAAGGCUCCGACGACGACGACGCGCGGCCUGGGGCGCAGGCACGCCGCUCAGUGCGCCCUGUCGGCCUCGCUUUCGUGAUCAGCGACCGCGUUGUGGUGGAGAUGGCGCGCGUCGGGCUGCGAAUGGGCGAAGCCGGCGCUGCGCUGGUGAACGGCAUCGUGCAGGACUGCCAACGGGGCGCCUUGCUGGAUUUCACGCACCGCAGAGGGCUGCCAGUGCCAUUGUGGGAGGACAUCGCCGACAUGCUGUCGAAGGCGAGAUUGGCUCAAUCCCUCUUCUCCAUGGUGACACCUGCCUCAGCUUCCGUCGCCGCUACCGCGCCGUCGCAGCAGCUUCACGAGUGCCAAGCCCACAGUGCUCGCCGUCGCGGUACAGAAGGGAGCGAGGCAGCCCUGCUGGUCAUCAUGGGGGUUGGUGGCGGCGAAGCUCGCCUCGGCCGCGGCGACGUCGACGGCUACGGUGCCGCACAUCAGCGCAUCGCUCCCACACCGGCGCUGCUAGAAGUUCUGCAGACCCACACACCUCCCUCCAACACGGCGCAGCACACUGCCUACCUCAAAUUGCUCCUCCAGGACGUCGCACGCUUCUCCACUGUUCCAGUGCUGCUAGCGCUGCAGUACCAGGCCUGUUUUAGCCGCAGCCGCUACGCAACGUCGCGCGCGGAUGGCCUGGCCGCCGCUACUGCGGCGAUGCAGGCCGCCUAUGUGAUGACCAUCUCGGCAAUCGGGACAGCGUCAUCGUUCCCCGAGUCAAACCAGGCGUCGUCUUGCCCCACCUCUGCUGCGUCUGCUGCCGACGGUGGUGACGCCUCUCGUACAUACCCCACUCCCGCGGAGUGCAGCCGACUCUUGCGAGCGCUACAUGCCGAGGCGGAAGCCCAGCGGCCAGCACUGCAGGAGGCCAUUCUCUCCGAUGCGUCAAGCCUCCACCGUCACCGCGGAGCCGCGGACGGUGUUUCCUCGCCGUCAUCGCCCUUUGCGUUGCACACUAAUCCCUGCCUGAAAGAGGUGAAGGCGCUGCUUUGGGGCACCUCGCAGGAGGACGACGCGUCCCGCGCAGGGGUAAGGCGAGACGGAGAGGAAGGGGCCGCGGCGGUACCGGCGGUGCGGCGCCGGGCAAAGCUGCGCCUGGCCGUACUGCUUCAUCACCUGUGGACGUCUAGCAUCCUCGCGCGAUCAGCGGCGCAGCAGAGCACGUCACUUUGGGCAGUGUGCGCAGCCACGCUACUCGGCGUGGCGGAGGCCGCGUUGCUCCGUUCUCAGGGCAGCAGCGACACCGAGAGGGGCGGGUUGGAGGCGGACGGCGCCGGCGCUUCCCUGGCAUUGCAUCACGCCUACGUCGCCGCUGGCCCACUGCUGCGGCACGUGGCGCCGCAGCAGAGCCCAUUGUACGUGGAUGCAACAGUGAAGGCGCUGCUGCUUUGCAGCCCUCUGGCGUGCUGCGAGGACAGCCGUAAGGACAACGGCGGCGUCGCCUACGCAGCUCGCUCGAGCUCAUCCUUAGCCGCCACUCCGACCCGCACCACACGGACCGACGGCUCUCUUGCAUCUACUCACCGCGGCGAGCACCCAAGUGAUGAGUGGCCCAUGGUUCUGUCCUCUGCCAGCGCAGCACGUGUACGUUCUCUGCCCGCCUUUCUUGCGCUCCAGUGUUCCUUGUGCACUGCCUUGUACACAGCAGAGCAGUGUACACUAACUGCAGAGACUCCGGUACCUGCGCACCUUGCUUCCCUCCUCGAGGGUCUAGCGGCUGCGCGCGCCGCUCCGCCGGACCGCGUGCGCGAGUGGCCCGCGUGGAAGUUGUUCGCGCCGCUACUUCGGCAGCCUGUGCUGGCACGGAUGUGGCUGCACGACGCAUUAUUGUGUCCUUCUUCCAAUCUCCUGAUGUGGCUUGUUGGAGCGCUCAGUCGCGAUGACGUGGAGGGCUACGCCAUGCUGCGCGCGUGGCUGGAGCAUAUCGAAGCAGGGCCGCGCCUUACGCUUGCGAUGCUGCAGGAGCUGCUUGCUGAGACGGAACGCCGCCAUCGAUCUGCGGUGGCACGUCGCCUACGAAGGCAGCGUUGUUGA